Messenger RNA from Labeo rohita (rohu), 2630 nucleotides. Its product is annotated as proteoglycan 4. The coding region runs from base 204 to 1859 and encodes 551 amino acids. The transcript is spliced from 3 exons. NCBI's taxonomy places the organism in Eukaryota, Metazoa, Chordata, Actinopteri, Cypriniformes, Cyprinidae. The record is from RefSeq and is a predicted model, not a curated record.
GCUGUGAUAACGACAGAUGUCUCACAAACCGUGGGUUUAACAGGAGGGGUGAAAAGAGAAAAAACGCCCAGUCGCAGAUUGGACCUCAGGGAGAGAGUAGCACUGGCUCGAACUGAAUCACAUUCACUACUACAGGAGAAAAGAAAGUACAUUCAACGCACUUUUACGCACGGAUUUCCACAGAAGCAGAGAAGCAGAACAUCAUGGGAGGCAAGCUAAGCAAACGGAAGAAGGGAUACGAUGUCAGCGACCCUAAAGAGAAGAAAGAGGAGAGUGCUGUGGCAGCAGUGGAACCAGCUGAGAAAAAGGCAGAGACCCCUGUGAAGGAGUCGGAGGCUGCACCUCAGGAGGCUGCUGCAGUAAGUGCAGCAGCACCAGUGGUGGAGUCUGAAACGCCAGCUGAGAAGCCCGCCUCUCCUACAGCAGCACAAGCAGAGGAGAAAAAGGAUGAUCCCGCACCAGAAAAACCAGUUGCUACAACAGAGGCAUCUACUGUUGCAUCCAAGGAACCAGAAAGUGCUCCAGAGGAACCAGCAGCUCUACCAGAGUCACAAGCAGCAGAGGUACCAGCAUCUGCAUCAGAGGCAACAACUACAACUACUACAUCAGAGGCACCAGCAGCUGCAGAAAAGACAUCAGCAGCUGCACCCAAGGAACCUACAGAUGCACCAGAAGCAUCAGCAGCAGAGGAACCAGCAGCUGCACCUGAGAGUCCAGUGACAAAGGAAACUGCAGCUGCACCUGAGGAACCAGUGACAAAGGAACCUGCAACUGCACCUGAGGAACCAGUGACAAAGGAACCUGAAGCUGCACCUGAGGAACCAGUGACAAAGGAACCUGAAGCUGCACCAGCAGUAGAGGAACCUGCAGCUACACCUGAAGAACCAGCAGCUGUACCAGUAGCAGAGGAACCUGCAGUUGCACCUCAGGAACAAGCUGCUACACCAGAGGCACCAGUGACAGAGGAACCUACGGCUGCAACAGAAGAACCAACUGUUGCACCAGAGCCACCAGUGACAGAGGAACCUGUAACGCAAUCUGAGAAAUCAGAAGCUUUGGCCGAGCCACCUGCAGCUGCACCUGAGGAACAUGCAAGUGCUCCAGAGGCUGAGGAUCCUGCACCUGUGCUAGAAGAACCUGUAUUGGCACCUAAACUUGAAGCUUCGCCAGUGGAACCUGUCACAGAGGAGAUAGUAGAGAAAGUGGUUGAGGAGGUUGCAAAUACCAGUGAGUUGUCUACCGAAAUUACAGAAACCACCGAGGUCACGCCAGAACCAGAGACUGGAACUGAGGCAGCAGCUCCAGAGACAGUCGCAGAGUCUGCCCCAGUGCCUGAACCCGUUUCCGAGGCAUUGAGUGCAGCAGAGGUUGAGGUGGCUGUGCCUUCCCCAGAGGAACCCACACCAGUCGCAGAGCCUGAAUCUGAAACUCCUGCACCCCCUGAGGUUACACUAACACAAGCAAAUCCUGAGCCAUCCCCAGAGCUGACACAACCCGAACAAAGGAGUGCAGAGGAGUCCAUUCCUGCAAUCGUCAUCUUAGAGUCAACCUCAACCAAUGAGCUCUGCCUUGAGGAACCCGCCUCACCUGUCACAGAUCUGAAGCUGAAUAACGGAGACUGUGAGAGUGCUGGCUCAGCAGAGGAAUCCGUGCCGGCUCCCCCUGAGGUGAACGGGGAAUGCCAUGAGGAGGCACCAGGCGUAGCCCCCGAGGAUGUCCUUGAGUCCCCGGUUGAGGCUUGUGUAAAUGGCGUGAAGGACAAAGAACCCCCUCAAGAGCUAAAUGACUGUGAACUGAAAAAGGACUUGAGUUUGGCUGCUGACUUUCAGGGUGGCAACAUAGUAGAAGUGCCACAGUGAGUCAGCUGAGCUGUCGGCUUAAUCUGAGAAACAAACCUUAAAUGUGAAUCCCAUAUUGAUGCAAACAAACAAAUGAAACAAUCGUCUGACAACACAGGCAUUCUGAAAAUAAAUGUGAUAAAUGCCUGUUGUGUUCUCUCAGGCAAAGGAAUUUCUGGUUAACCAAAAAGAAAUACAACCACCCAAGAGCUAAGAGUGCGAGAAACAAAGAAUGAAACAGUCAGGGUAAAUGCCUAAAAGGAAAUGGGAGGGAGGAAUGAGAAAGCGAGAGUGAGAGAGAGCGGAUGGUCUUUGAAGUCUUUGUGGCCGGUGUCCUGCUGUCAUUGCAGAGGGUGAGCUUACAGGCCUGGUUGAAGAUGUAAGCCAGAGAAAUGAUGAUUAGACAUGAGCAGAAGUUUUUUUUAAAAAUGGCAGAACAGAAAUGCUGGACGGUAACAAUGGUAAAAAUGAACAGAAUCAUCUUUUGUGUGCAAAACUGAUCCAUACAUGGUUUAAUGGAUUAGCAUUUAAUAGUAUAUAAUCUAAUUUAGACCACAUUUCAUUCAUGUCACCAUGUAAUACGGAGAUUUGAGGAUGAAGCAUUUUGAACUUUUCAUGUUGGGAGAAUCAAUGGGGAAUGUUCAUUUUAACUUAAUGGCUUGGCUUAGAAAAUAAAACACUCUGUUAUACCUUAAAAAUGGUUCUUUCUUUUUUGCACUUUUGUGAAUGUUUUGCUGAAUGGAUGCAUAAGUGUGAAAAGAGUACUUCAAAUAAAUGUAUGAUGCAAUCUCA